AUGGCGCCGCCCGCUGCUGGUAACAAGGGAGGAGGCAGUCGUGCAGCCCGGCGUGACAAAUGGCUCUGCAAGUCUUGCCUCGGACGAGAUCACAAACCCUACGUCAACUUCGCGGAUAAGCUGUGCUGCAACAGUUGCGGCCUGGCCAAGAGCGUCGUGUACGGGGGACCCGUCAAGCCCAGCGUGCCCUCUCGGCCAGCGCCGUGGGCCGCGGGCGGCAAAGCAGCAGGAUCGCUCUCGGUCCAAUUGCUCGAGAUGCAGAAGCAGGUCCAAUCACUCACGUCGCAGCUCAAGCAGGCGAAAGCCAAGCCACCCGAGUCAACGAUGCCCACGGCGGGAGCGGAGCAUGGGGAAGGCGAUGCGGGAGCUGAGUCGGUUGUCAAGAAAAGAUUGGACGAGUUGGACGGCUUCGUCAGGCAGCUGGCUGGGAUACACACGCCAGAGGUUGAGAAGCUGGUGGAGCAGUACAAGUCUGAGCAGGCCAAGCUGCGUGCGCAGCUGUUCCAGGAAAAGCCGCCCUCGCAGCGGCUCAAGGCUCUUGGUUUCAAGAUCACCAAAGUCGAGCAGCAGAUCACCAAGCAGCAGACGGCCCGUGAGCUCAAGCAAGCGCAGCUGGCGGCCCUGCAGGCGGAGAUCGUCACGCAGGAUGCCGCUUUGGUCGAGUCCCGCAAGCAGCUGCUGGAGCUCGAGGGCCAGCGGGCCCAAUUGGUUGGGGCGCUGCCGCAGGUUCCUACAGCGGCUCCUGGCGCAGGUGUUGGCGACGACGAGAGCAGUUGGACAAUGCCCAAGUUGGAGCAAGUCCUACUUGCUGCUGAGGCUCCUCCUGACCUGCUACAGGACGUGGCCAAGGUGGUGGACAGGAUGCGACAGCAUCGGCAGGCUCAGGAGCAGGAGCGCAAAGCUCAUGCCGAGCGCGAGGCCACCCAGGCUCAGCAGGAGCACGCCGAGGAGGCAGCAGCCAGAGUUGACGCUGCCAUGGAGGAGGAUGAAGGCGAUGCCCAGGAGGAAGAGUCCGUCAACCAGGCCACAGCCGAGGAGCUGCGCGAGUUCCUACGCGAGUCUGGUGCUGACUUUCCUAACGCUACAGAUGCAUCAGAAGAGGAACUUCGUGCUGCAGUCAAGCGAAUCCGUCUGGCCAAGCCCAAGUGGAAG
Prorocentrum cordatum is the source of this 1152-nucleotide messenger RNA. The record is from the annotation of a GenBank genome assembly. Lineage: Eukaryota; Dinophyceae; Prorocentrales; Prorocentraceae.